CAAGCUUCCUCUGCCGACCGAGGUGCCCACACGCCGGCGACUGACAUUCCUCUCACUCAUGCGCAUCCUCUAGCAAAGCAUCAAUAAUGGCGAACUUUCUCCCGGCGACGCCGCGCACCGACGCGGGCGACGCGACGCGCCUCACCCAGCAUGACCUCUCGUUCAGCAGGGAGGAGUCAUUCCAGGCACCUGCUGGCCGCGACGAGCUCUUCAAGAAGAUGAGCGGCGCGCGCACACCCCGCAACCCGCUUGCCGCCCUGCGCAACCCCAAUGCAAGGAACGAAUUCACGCCCAUGCUGAAGAGCGCAACCGCCAACCGCACGCGCCAGGUCUCCGGCCUGCUCAACGGCAAGAUGACCACCCCCGCCGCCUUGAAGAAUGGCUUCCGAAUGAGCGACUCCCCGCUGCCCGAAGCCAGCGCGCUCGACGUCCAGUCCAGCUCCUUCGACCACUCCAUCGACGGCCGCACACAGCUGCCGGACCCUAGCUCGAGCGCGAUGAGCACGCCCAUGGCCCUGCCACGGCGUGGCGAGGGUGAGCUCGACCUGGGCAACGGAAACGGCAACGUCCUCACCCUACGCGAACAGGAAGCGCGUCUCGAGCAGAUUGACAAGGAGAACUUCGGCCUGAAGCUGAAGAUUCAUUUUCUGGAGGAGAACCUUAAGAAGAUGGGGCCAGAGUUCAACGUCAGGACGAUGGAAGAAAACGUCAACCUCAAGUCGGAGAAGGUCACCAUGUCGCGCGACAUCAAGCAAUACUCGAAGGAUCUCAAGGCAGCAGAGAAAGAGCUCGAGGGCUACAAACAGCAGCUGCGCGAUUACGCUGAGAAGGUUAAGAAGCGACACGCCGACGCCGGCAUGCGCGAAGAGAUGGACGAGCUGCGCCGCCUGGCCGAUGAGCGCAGUGCAGAGAUCGAGAGCCUGGAGGAGAGGCUGGAAGAGGCGCGCAGUGCAGAAGACGAGCUCGAGAAGGUCAGCGCCGAACUGGAGAGCGCUCAGGCUGAGAUGUCGCGACGGGACCAGCUCCUCGACGAACACGAGGACCAAAUCGAGGAGCUGGAGAACAAGCUGAAGAACGCGCAAGGCUUGUCGUCUGCUGACGUCGAGAAGAAGGACCGACAGCUGAGGGAACAGGCCGACCACAUAGCAGAGCUCGAGCAAAGCGAGCGCGAGCUGCGCCAACAAGCAGAACGCGUGAGCGAGCUGGAGCAGGAGAACCGCCGACUUUCCGAGCAGGUCGAGAAGAUCGCUGCAUUGGAGGAGCAGAACCGUCGGCUGCAGAAGGAGGCGGAUCGGGUCAUUGAGCUUGAAGCACAACUUCACGCGGCUUCGCAGACAAAAGACAGAGACACAGUCGACCUGCAGCGACAGCUGCAGACCCAGAUCGAGCGGAUCGAGGAACAAAACGAGAAAAUUGAAGACCUAGAGGACCAGCUGCGGUCGCUCGAGCGAACGAAGGAAGCAGAGAUUGAGAAGCUGCAGGAUAGGCUCGAUGCUUCUGCGAAUGGCAACGACCAGGAGAUCCGCGAGCUUGAGCAGCAACUUGACGAGGCGGAGCGCGAGCUCGAGGCAGCGGAAACACAGAAGCACCACGAACUCGCACUCGCUGAAGAACGCUUGCGAUCGCUCGAACGAGAGAAGGAUGCCGACAUCAAAGAGCUACAGCGACGCAUGCAUACGAUCCAGAACGAAAAGGAUGCCGAGCUCGAUGCUCUGCAGGAGCGCGUGCAGCUUGCCGAGUCCAAGGGGGACAACCAGGUCCAACUUGCACGACAGUCUGCGCAUGAUGCUCAGCAGAAGGUGGUUGAUGUUGCACGAGAGAAGGGCGUCGAGAUCGAGCUUCUCCAAUCGAGGGUUGAUGCUGCCGAGUCUAGAGCUGACGAGCUUGAAGACUACCGCAGACAAUUCCAGGACUCGAUGCAGCAAGUCGCCCGUCUUCAGCGCGACGCUUCUGAGUACGAGCAACAACUACAACAACUGCGACAGACUGCCACACGGAAAGACCGUGAUCUUGGGGAGCACGAUACUCUCUCGCGAGAGGUGUCAGAUCUACGACGAGAGCGAGACAGCUUGACAUCAAGGAUGGCCGACAAGGAUGCGCAGGUCGACAGACUCAACAGAGGAAACGACGAUCGUGAUGCUCUAGUCGCCACCCUACGCCAGGAGCGCGAUAACAUCGAGCGCGAGAUGCGGGCCUUGCGCUCGACUAUGUCCAGCAAUGAUACACAGAUCGAGGCUCUGCAGAAGAUCACGCGAGAGAGAGAUGCUCUUUCCCGCGAUCUAUCAAGCCUCCAAUCAGCGAUGCAGUCUCGGGAGCGAGAUGUUGCUACGUUGCAGAAGAAGAUCGAUGCGCAAGAGGGAGCACUCGACGAGCUUAGGCGGCUUAGGAGUGACCUUGGCGACCGAACGCGAGAGCUGGAAAUGGUUCGCAAGACAGUCUCCGAGCGAGAUGCUGAGCUGGACGCCAUGCGGAACCACGCCGACGAGCCCGAGACCCAGAUUGAUGUCAUGCAAGAUCUUGUUCGCAAGCGCGAUGAUGAUCUUGAGGCUCUGCGCGAGGAGAUCAAUGCCCAGAGGGGCCAAGUCGAGUCCAUUCAGCAGCUAGCUGAAGAGCGACUUGAAGCUCUCCAAGAGCUGAGAGAAAUGGCAUCCCGACAAAAGCAGGAGUAUGAGGACGAGCUUGAGGUCCUUCAGGAAGAUGCUGAUGAGGUUCUGGAGGAGAAGGCUUCACUUGAGGAGAAGAUCACUGUUCUGGAGUCUAUGCUUCGCGAGAAAGCAAGCGAAGUCGCUUCAUCUCAGUCUCAACGGGAAGAGAAGGCAGCCUUGGAGAACAAGCUUUACGAUCUCGAGGCUCGCCUACGCGAGAAAGACGCACAGCACCGCAAGACCCAGAACGAGAUCAAGUCUGCGCAGCGCGAGGAGAUGUCAUCACUGGAGCGCGAGCUUCGCGACCUCGAAUCGCGUCUGCGCGAGAAGGAAUCGCAGCUCCGCCUGCUGCAGGCUUCCGCUAAGGCCGUGCAGCAGAAGGCGCAAAACGAGGCAUACGACAUUGAUGCACAGUCCCAAGCUCUUGAGAAGCGCCACGUCAAGGAGAUCAACGGCCUUGCAAAGCAAAUCCAGUUCCUCCGCGCGCGCUGCUCGCGAGCCGAAUCCUUCCGCGAAGCACUCGGGUACCAGAAGCGCUUCUUCCUGAUGCAGAUCCAGACCUACAACGAAUGCAACCAAGAAGACCUCAACCUCAUCUCGCAGAUGGGAAUCACACCCGACAUCACCGUGCACGAGCGCCGUCCGAAGCUCAAGUCGGCGGCCCUGGCCGUCAUCGCCGCGCUGCGCAUGCAGAAGCUGAGCGAGGGCUGGGCGCAGAACCGCAAGAUCCACGAACAGCUGAAGCAGAAGCUAGAAAGCAUGCGCAGACAGAGCGGCAGGAGGCCGGGUAUUGCUUCGAGGCUCGCGAGGUAGAGACUUGUGAAUUGUUGAGGUGUGCUGUUCAUAAGGCGUUUUGGUAUUAUUACGCAUGGGUGGUGUUUUUGUCGGCUAGGAUUAUUCACGUCCGUUAUUAUGACGAGUGUUGUUAGGGCUGAAAGGAUGGAAUACAGGCCUAGUACGGCUUUCAGAUAUUGUGUAUUCGACUCCAGCACAUCGCGCUGUGCCUCUUCCCUGUGACACAAGAUUCAAAGAACGCAAAACACAC
Messenger RNA from Boeremia exigua, 3690 nucleotides. RefSeq lists its product as uncharacterized. The transcript is spliced from 2 exons. The record is from RefSeq and is a predicted model, not a curated record. Bases 87 to 3458 code for a protein of 1123 amino acids. Lineage: Eukaryota; Fungi; Ascomycota; Dothideomycetes; Pleosporales; Didymellaceae. Gene Ontology annotation, cellular component: microtubule organizing center; type III intermediate filament.